Hylaeus anthracinus is the source of this 5431-nucleotide messenger RNA. It is a transcript of the gene Dfd, whose product is annotated as homeobox protein Hox-A4. The record is from RefSeq and is a predicted model, not a curated record. The transcript is spliced from 2 exons. Gene Ontology annotation, cellular component: nucleus. NCBI's taxonomy places the organism in Eukaryota, Metazoa, Arthropoda, Insecta, Hymenoptera, Colletidae. Gene Ontology annotation, molecular function: DNA-binding transcription factor activity, RNA polymerase II-specific; RNA polymerase II cis-regulatory region sequence-specific DNA binding. Gene Ontology annotation, biological process: anterior/posterior pattern specification; regulation of transcription by RNA polymerase II. Bases 939 to 2531 code for a protein of 530 amino acids.
UCUGCCGAGGCAGGACGAGCUCACUUUCAUGGCUCUCUGACAGCUUGGUCGGUCGACGGGAUUCCGUUCGUCGGGAGAAGUCGCUCCGACGGACCAGUGCGCGGUGAACUGAGAAUCUAAUCGAAUCGCGGACAAGUGUUGGUGAUCGAAACGUCAUCGAGAUAGACGCCUCCCUCGCGAGCCCCAAGUUGGACUAUUUCGGGGACAGAGCGCGCUAAUAACCGGUGACAUUUUUCACAAGUUUCGCGUACCUGUCAUCGAUCGGAGAGUUCGCAGUGUCGAGGUGAAAAGGAGUCCAAGGGAUAUCGAAUUUCCGCGAACGGGUGCGCAGCGGAAUUGGUGACAGUCGGUUUCGGAGCAAACACGGAGGAAGAAGUUGGUGCACCUGCCGCAGUGGUUCUCGUGGCGCCACUCACGUGUUGCAUGCGUGCCGCGUUAUCCAUCAUGGUCGCGGACCUGGAGCAGCUCUGAUUGGUCGGAGCCGCGGUCACGUGGUAUGGUAAUUGGGCUUUGGUGGGCGGGAAGGAGCGAACGAGGCCGCGGAGCUUCGUGGAAGAUCGCAAAAGUGGCGGAAGGAGAGGAGAGGACAAGCAGCUGUCCACCGGGAGUCUGCUGCUCUCCGUGGUCUCGCUCUUUUCGCUCGUUUUCUCUUCUCCCCCUAUCUUUCUCCUUUUUCCGCCUUCUCCGUCUUGGUGCACCCUUUCCCCUCCGGCGGAAAAAGUCACCCUGUUCGGUUCGCGGGGCCGGGGGAGAGGGAUGUCGGCCACGGGCCAGAGUGCAGUGCGGUGUGUACGCUUCCAACAAUGAAUAUUAACAUGGAACCGUGAGACUCUAUGAACUGACAUUGUCGAAAAGGAACAGUGACCGUCGUCGAUACGAGUGACCCGUCGCGAAACGAUAUCGGUAUAGGUGUGCCGCGAACAGGACCCGUCGCAAAGAUGAGUUCGUUCCUGAUGAAUCCAUCCGCCGGCGGUGGAUAUCAUCAUCACCAGCAUCAGCAAGCGGCAGGCGCUCAUCACUUGGCGGCUACGUCCGUGAUGGUAGACCCGAAGUUUCCACCCAGCGAGGAGUACAGCCAGAGUAAUUAUAUUCCGUCAACCGGAGCGGACUUCUUUCCCGCCAGCGGGGGCGGUCAUCACCUGAAUCACCCGCAGUCUCAUCAGUUGCAGUACGGCUACCAUCAGCACCAUCAUCAGGCGGCGUCAACUCCGUACGGGGCGUCAUCCGCCGUCCAGUUGAACGGCGGUUACGCCGGCUACGGCGGCUAUUACGGCCCGCAUCAUCCUCAUCACCAAGUGCACGCCGUUCACCAUGCCAGCCUGCAUCCUCAUCACCACGCGGUGGGCGCCCUGGCGAUGCCGCCGGAGGCCCAACAGCCGCCUCUCACGUGUCCAUCCUCUAUGCAGAAUCAGCAACCCCAGCAGCAACCACCUGUGUCCGCGUCCACUGUCCUCGGCUCUACUCCUCUGUCGCCCGGCAUCAUGCAGAAUCACGUGCAACCGCCGGACAGCCUUCAGCAUCAUCAGCAACAGAGUCAACAACCGCCGCCCCACGAAACGAACGCUUGCAGCCCCGCCAAUCCCGGUCAAUUGCAUCGAGACAAUUCCCCGGAUCUUCAGCAGCAACCGACGCCCGCCCAACAGUCUCAGCAUAUACAGAACGCACAGCAGCAACAACAGAGCCAACAACAGUCGCAGCAUCACGUGGACGACGGUUCCGAUCAAGACGACAUGGAGGAUGAUCAGAUGAUGGACGGAUCGCCUGGUAUGAUGGAGGAGGACGACGACGACGAGGAGAACGGGGAUCGUGUGAUUUAUCCGUGGAUGAAGAAGAUUCACGUUGCUGGCGUCGCAAACGGCUCGUACCAGCCGGGGAUGGAGCCGAAGCGACAGAGGACCGCGUACACGAGGCACCAGAUCCUCGAGCUGGAGAAGGAAUUCCAUUACAAUAGGUACCUGACGAGACGGCGACGGAUCGAGAUCGCUCAUACCCUGGUCCUGUCCGAGCGACAGAUAAAGAUCUGGUUCCAGAACCGUCGCAUGAAGUGGAAGAAGGACAACAAGCUGCCGAACACGAAGAACGUCCGCAGGAAGAACGCGAACGGCCAGGCGGCGCCGUCCGCGAAACCGUCCAAGACCACCGCCUCGAGGACGAAGUUGCCCACCGGGAACAACAACAAUCAGAGGAAGAACAACAACAACUCGCCGUCCAGCGGUAUCGACAGCAGCAUGGACUCCAACGUCGGCCUGGACAUGGACGUCCACGCGGUGAACGCUGCUCUUCCGCAUACGAACGUGGUCCAUCCGAGCUUCCAAGGUCACCCGCAUCCGCUGGCCCAUCUUCAAGCGCAGCUGAGUCAUCAUCACGUGAGCGGGAUGAUGGAGGGCCCCACGGGAGGGCCGUUGGGACACAUAGGCACCGGAAGUAUCAGUCCUCUCGCGCCGGCGACCAGUCCGUCAGGACUGUCGCAGGUCUCAGCGCCUAUCCCGCCACCGGCGAUAAAGUCCGACUAUGGCCUGACGGCGCUGUAACAUCAUGGGGAACCAGACUGCUCCAGACUAUCGCGUUUUCACGGAAGAUUCGUCACUGUUGGCUUCUAGAGUCGUUUCGACUCUACCUGGCACGAUAGACACAGUACCGCUUCGAAGAGAUAAAAGUGUGGCGAUCAUUGCGACCCACUGUUAGCUCAAAGACAUAGGAGAGAGCAUUGAAGAGGAAGAACUAUGACGAGUUUGGAUCGUCCACUAUGAUUUUUAGGUGCCGGUCUGACUGGUCAAUAAGAUUCUGCACAAGUUGAGCUACCGAUCAACUCUAUCACUGUGCAAAACCUCUUUGACCAGUCAGACUUGCAUCUAAGGAUGUUUUGUUCCAAGUAAUUGCGUGAUGAAUGAUUCAUCAGUUUAAAAGAAGAUCGUCGGGAUACUUAGAUGACGGAAAUAGCAGCCACGACAUAAACUACUGGACGAUUGCAAUCGUCAGCGGCUAGCAACGACGAAUCCUGUGUCUCGCGAUACUCCAACAUGAAGUACCAUGGUCUAGGACCUGAAUUGGCGCGGAUUGAUAUUCUCUGAUGAGAUUCCACGGUGAUUUGAAUACGCAAAGGAUGGCCUGCAGCUUCCACCCGAUUCUUCGCACGACGGACUGGUCGAAGACUCCUCUUAUUUUCAGCGUAAGAGUCACUGAUCCUUCCAGUUUCUCAGACUCGUCGCGAGGUCCUUCAGAAUUUGCCGAAGUAGUUUAACCGAAAUCGUGGAGUAUUCGAAGACCGAGCGACGAAACGGUGAGAGAAUAAACUGCUAGGCGUUCUCGAGUGAGAAAAAUUUGGAACUCGGUGACUUGGUGAGGAUUCACAGUUCAGAGGUGUGUGAAAAGCAGUGAAAAAUGACUCGAGACUCUGUGAACGGGUGACCAGCCUCUCUUUGCGUGUAACAAUUGUUCGGUGAGUGACUGCUGAUUGUAAUUCUAAGUUUCUUAUUACGAUUAACGGGAUUGAGAAUAAUGCUUGCCAAAUUGUAGAAAUAAAUGAAAACGACGAUAGGAGUACCCAUGCGUGUUCUCGAUAAGCCUCGGCCUCGUCCUAUCGUCGUUUGUAUUUGUUUUGAGUUGAGCAAUAUUUUAGCGUUACUCGAGCCAGUUUGGUGAGUCGAGGUAGCCCGAUAUUUCACUCCGCGCGAUUAGAGUCCCGAACCGUCGAAAGUAAAUAGAGUCCCUCGAUCUUCCCAAGAACGUUCGGCCAUGACUUUUCGUUUGUCGAAUGCUGUGAUCCGAUAAGUAAUCACCCCCCGCAAUCUAAACGAUUCCCAGUUCGUAGAGGAAGUCUCGCCGGUACGAAGCGACAAAAGGAAAUCAAUGUUCCGCGAUACUGUACAUAGAAACACCUGGACACGUGCGUGUGUGUGUGUGUAUAUAGUCGUGUAAAGAAAGUCUUAUUGCUAUUGUGAUUAAAAUGCAUCGUAUUUCGUAUGUUAUUACGUGAGUGUGCGGUCUUGACGUUUUAAGAGUUCGAGAAAGGACUGUCCCGAUGUUGUGAAGCGCUCGAUCACGAUUCAGCCAGCAAGUAGUUUGAUAUUGUUCAGAGAUGGGUGGAAUUUAAUUCCAUACAAUGAUUCAUUCGAUCGAACAUCUGUAGAGGCAAUGUUUCACUUGUUCAAAGUAAAUUAUAAUUUCAAUGUAUGAUUUGAGUUCAAAUUGUUUUUUAACGAAUGUGUCUUUUAUUUGUCACUUGAGAUUCGUAUCUAGGCAAGAGGUUUGCCUAUCUCUGACGCUGAAAGAGUUUACACGUAGUAAAAUGAGGCGUGAGAACGUCUAUGAGAAAACCAGACAGAGGAACGGGGCUUGGGAGCGAAAAAUAGAGCGGUAGAACGUUUGGCACUAGCUUCGACGCGGGUUUAGCCGCAUUUCGAUAAAAAUAGAAGUCGGUAAGGUUCAAUUUGUUGAAAAUUUGGUUGGUACAAUUCAACGAUUCCGUUAAUUUCGCUAUUUGGAUAAUUGCUCUUCGCUUAGCGAGCGUUCUUUGCUAGAUCUGAGCUCGUUGGUUCGCGCGAAGUAGAUGUUUCCUGUCAUUGUCAGACACGGCGCGUCGAGUACAGCCGUUGGGCGCAGAGUAAUCUACGACUAGAAUUACCGCGUAAUCAGUUCCAAUGAUUUCUAUGAUUAAUAAACGAUCGGUAACCGUUGCUAACGAUUAACAAUUAAUUGGUAAUUAUGAUUAACGAUUAACGAACAAUCGGCAGCGAUUAGCUCUGAAAGAUUACAAAAUAUCGACUUACGAUUACCGAUUUGCCCCACGACUGUGAAUAAUUAUUACAAAAUUAAGCACAAAAUCGAUGUCCAACUCUAGAGGAAGAUCGUCGUGGACGGGCACCAUUUUCCCGUGUUUCGCGUUGCGGUUGGAAAUAGAAUCUGUGAGUAGCGUUCGUUCGCGUCACGAGCGCGCGUUGUAAAUAUUUCUCCGAGAUACAAUGUCUAUUUUUAUCGAGAAAGUAUAAAGAACGACCAAGUUAGUUGUAAAUGCUGGUACCGCGCCCUCGAACGGACAAACCGGAAGCUGUACCGCGGAGACGAGUAGCAAUCAAACGAUUAAAUGCACAGAGUCGCUGUGACGAUAUACCAAAACGAUAUGUUUAUCAGAUUUAAUAUAGGAACGUAGAGGUACUAAGGAUUAUUAAGCGGCACGUUAAUUCUAAAGAACGACAGACGGAAUGCGAAAGGCGGUCCUAGCGUAAUUUAGCGAGUUUAAGCAAACGAGCGCACGAGUUUACGAGAACGUUCUAUUAAGUGUGACAUUGUAUUCCUUGAUAUUCUAUCGAUAAUGUAUAUAGCCUGUACGAUAAGAACCGUAUUUGGGCACAGUCCGAUGCUUAUGUUUAUAUUGAUCGUAGAGACCGAUCAAAUACAAUCGUGAAGUAAAUAAAUCAAUAAAUAAAUGUUU